CAGCCUCGUUCUGGUCUUUCUCUUCCUCUCGAUCGCCAUCAUGGGUCGUAUGCACGCUCCCGGAAAGGGCCUGUCCCAGUCAGCGCUGCCUUACAGACGCAGUGUGCCGACAUGGCUGAAACUGACAAGUGACGAUGUCAAAGAACAGAUCUACAAGCUGGCCAAGAAAGGUCUGACCCCCUCGCAGAUUGGUGUAAUCCUGAGGGACUCCCAUGGUGUUGCCCAGGUGCGCUUUGUCACUGGCAACAAGAUUCUGAGGAUCCUGAAAUCCAAGGGUCUGGCACCAGACCUGCCUGAGGAUCUAUAUCAUCUGAUCAAGAAGGCUGUUGCUGUCCGUAAGCACUUGGAAAGGAGCAGGAAGGACAAGGAUGCCAAGUUCAGACUGAUUCUCGUUGAAAGCAGAAUCCACAGACUGGCCCGUUACUAUAAGUCCAAGAGAGUACUUCCACCCAACUGGAAGUACGAAUCCUCCACCGCAUCUGCACUGGUUGCAUAAGUUUUGUCAUUUUUUUGGACAGAAAUAAAUGGUUUCACCUUGAUGAAAA
This is a messenger RNA of Polyodon spathula (Mississippi paddlefish), 545 nucleotides long. RefSeq names its product 40S ribosomal protein S13. The coding region runs from base 41 to 496 and encodes 151 amino acids. Gene Ontology annotation, molecular function: small ribosomal subunit rRNA binding; structural constituent of ribosome. The transcript has 6 exons. NCBI's taxonomy places the organism in Eukaryota, Metazoa, Chordata, Actinopteri, Acipenseriformes, Polyodontidae. Gene Ontology annotation, cellular component: cytosolic small ribosomal subunit; nucleolus; ribosome. The record is from RefSeq and is a predicted model, not a curated record. Gene Ontology annotation, biological process: translation.